Messenger RNA from Bipolaris victoriae FI3, 873 nucleotides. RefSeq lists its product as hypothetical. NCBI's taxonomy places the organism in Eukaryota, Fungi, Ascomycota, Dothideomycetes, Pleosporales, Pleosporaceae. The record is from RefSeq and is a predicted model, not a curated record. Gene Ontology annotation, molecular function: carbonate dehydratase activity; zinc ion binding. The transcript is spliced from 2 exons. Bases 1 to 873 code for a protein of 290 amino acids.
AUGCUUCUCAAGACCGUCCUCUUCGCUACCACUGCUUCGGCAACCUGCCUUCACGGCCUCUCCAUGUUCAAGCGUGCUGAGGGCGCUGAGGGUGCUGAGGUUGCCAAAUUUGGUUAUGGUCCUACCAACGGUCCCUUCAACUGGGCUUCUCUCGCUCCCGAGAACGAGGCCUGCAAGACCGGCAAGAACCAGUCUCCCAUCGACAUUGAUGCCACCAUUGCUAAGGCUGCUGCUAAGCCCCAAAUCUCCGUCCCCAAGGUCGAUGAGGUCCUCUUCGAGAACUUGGGCACGACCAUUGAGGUCGUAACCAACGGCACCACCACAAUCGGCAAUGACUCCUUCCAGCUUGUCCAAUUCCACAUGCACACCCCAUCCGAGCACCACGUCCUCGGCGAGUACUACCCUCUUGAGCUCCACAUGGUCCACCAGGGUGUUGCCGACAACACCAAGCUGGCUGUUGUUGCCCUCAUGUUCGAAGUCUCCGCUGGCAGGUCCUCCUCAAUCAUCUCUUCCCUCUCCUCUUCCCUCUCCAAGAUCGCCACCCCCGGCAGCACCACCAUGAUCAAGGGCGGAAUUAACUACAGCGAUGUCAUCUCCACCAUUGAGAGGUCCGAUGUCCUCACCUACUCCGGUUCCCUUACCACCCCUCCUUGCGCCGAGGGUGUCACCUUCAUGAUCGUCAAGCAGCCCCUUGCCGUCAGCGUCGCCGACUACACUGCCAUCAAGAAGAUUGUCAAGUUCAACUCUCGCUUCAUCCAGAACACCCUUGGCCAGGACAACAUGCUCCAGGUCGGCGCCGUCUCUGGCACCUCCAACGCCACCAAGCCCGCUGCCCCAGCUGCUCCCGCCAACGCCUCCGAGGUAUGUCCUUAA